AUGGAGCUGAGACUACUCAUAAAUUCUAACUCAGCAGAAUACCUGGAGAAUUCCUCUGAGUACUCGGAGGUUGACCACGACAUUGUUGAGAGAUAUGUCGUAAAUGCUCAUAAUAAUCCUCCGGUGAACCACGAUCCCUUCCUCACCGAAUCGAUUCUUCAUGUCCGUCCAGAAGGAGCUCUGCUAGACCGCAUCCGCGAGCACAUGCACCGCUACGAUGUCAUCGAGUACGAUGCGAUUUGGACGUUGGAGGAUGGAUCUGAGACCGCAGAUUGGGAAUCGCACAGAGAAGAAACAUUGAGAUCCCUCAUCCUACCGGAGAUCCGCUAUACUGUGAGAAACAAACCGGGUGACAAAUUUUCGUUUGGAGUCGCUAAACCAGUCAUCGAGGCUCUUUCUACAUUGACCGCGCCUGAUUCUCGUGACGCCCUAUUAGGACGAAUCGAGACGUGGCAGUUGGUCAUGACAGGUGGCUGGGAUAGCACGCCUAUCACGGAAAGUGUCACCACGAAUAUGCUCCUCACGUAUUACGCGCAUCUGGUAGAUCUUGGGGCAGCUCUUGUCGGCUCACCGCGUUCUUUUACCUGUCUGGUCACAACCGUGUUCGGGUUCCCGUACAACAAUGUCUGUUUGUUGAUUCCUUCGUAUCAUAUUUUCCGCAUUCCUGCGGUGGUGGAAGCUGUUCGUAGAUGGAUGCGUGCUCCGGCUCUGUCCUUUGCAGUCCAGAAUGCACCGCGUGACCAAUUCCCGUAUAAUGUGGAAUUGAGAGCGCCGGGUCAGGAUGGCGCAGAAGAGGAGGUGGAUCCCGAAGGCGAACGCGAAAUCGCUCGUGUUAUCUACACGCUCGACGUCGCUCGCAUCGGAACUCAUUUUCGAGAGAAUCUGCCGACCCUGGACAUCAUUGAUAUUUUAUUGUCUAAUGAAUGCCCCGGGCCGAAGAACCUCGUUAUUCGACGCAUCCGAACGAUUCAAGACACCAUCACCGCGGCUAAUGAAGAAACUGAAUCUCUCGAUAAUUACACGGCUGAAGACCUCGAUGCUUAUUGUGCGUUUUGGACCGCGAUUCUCCACGCUCUCCGCGUGUUUGUAGAGUCCGGUGCGUCCACGUCAGCUCGGUUGUCAGAGUGUACUAUGGAGUUGAUUCAUGGAGGAGAAACCGCGUUCGAGUUGGCUUUUCCUACGAUGCGUGCCUUCCAUUCGGAAGCGCUCGGUUGGUGGUUAUUAUGGGUGGAGAAAACUCUUGUUCCGCAGCUUAAGCGCGUAUCAGGACUCCAGUGCUCGUGUACCUUCCACGAACGUCAACCACGCAAUCAGGAAGACCAACCAGAACAAAAUUGA
This is a messenger RNA of Caenorhabditis remanei, 1338 nucleotides long. RefSeq lists its product as uncharacterized. Lineage: Eukaryota; Metazoa; Nematoda; Chromadorea; Rhabditida; Rhabditidae. The coding region runs from base 1 to 1338 and encodes 445 amino acids. The record is from RefSeq and is a predicted model, not a curated record. The transcript is spliced from 2 exons.